ACCAGGGAGUAAGUAGGAGAAGUUGAGAGGUGGCGCCUAGGAGGGAGCCAGGGGCCAGGACCACGGUUGGGACGCUGCGGUGGUCGUGCAUGCUUGGUGGGGGCCCGGGGCAUCAGCUAGAACUGGAGGGAGGCAGAGCUGGAGGGGAGGUCCAUUCCCCCCCUGAAAAAGGUCCACAUGAACGUCAAGAUCACAGCCAGUGGCCCUGGAGGCUGCAACCCCUGUGACCCAGUUGUGGGACAGGCCUGUCCUGCUCCUGGGAAAAUCCGAGCCUGGGGCGACGGGCCUCCUUACCAGGGGCGCACACUCCUUUCUAACACACCGACCAAGUGCGCCGCGGGGCUGCUGCGGGACUCCGGGAGCAGAGCAGGUGCAACCGGAGGUAUGAGUAUUCUCCAGGAAAAGGAUGAUAUAUUUUUGGACCUGAAAAAGAAAUUUUGGAAUACAUACAAGAGCGGUCUGGUGUACUGGCCUUUUGUGCAGCUCACCAACUUCAGCCUGGUUCCUGUUCACUGGAGGACAGCUUACACUGGACUUUGUGGUUUUCUGUGGGCUACAUUCCUCUGCUUUUCGCAACAGAGUGGCGAUGGCACGUUCAAGUCUGCUUUCACCUUCCUUCAUGUGAAGGAGGCCAAUGCACUUGAGAGAUCCCCUAAGAAAUGAGAAGCCAAGGACUCCCUGACAACGAUUUCCUUUCCUUUCCUUUCCUUCCUUCCUCCCUCCCUCCCUCCCUCCCU
Molecule: messenger RNA, 737 nt
Organism: Canis lupus familiaris (dog)
Lineage: Eukaryota; Metazoa; Chordata; Mammalia; Carnivora; Canidae
Gene: MPV17L
Product: MPV17 mitochondrial inner membrane protein like
Exons: 4
Coding region: 178-663 (161 amino acids)
Cellular component (GO): membrane; cytoplasm
Source: RefSeq, a predicted model, not a curated record